Messenger RNA from Trematomus bernacchii (emerald rockcod), 7020 nucleotides. It is a transcript of the gene plekhm2, whose product is annotated as pleckstrin homology domain containing, family M (with RUN domain) member 2. Gene Ontology annotation, biological process: lysosome localization; positive regulation of membrane tubulation; Golgi organization. Gene Ontology annotation, molecular function: kinesin binding. Bases 526 to 3585 code for a protein of 1019 amino acids. The record is from RefSeq and is a predicted model, not a curated record. Gene Ontology annotation, cellular component: endosome membrane. NCBI's taxonomy places the organism in Eukaryota, Metazoa, Chordata, Actinopteri, Perciformes, Nototheniidae. The transcript has 20 exons.
AACAGUUAGGUCAGUAGCACAAAAAGUAACCCUAGCAUCCGUGACUUUGAUGUAAUUACCUUGCUUUAAUAGAGAAAUUCGCGAAAAAUGUAACUUAAAUUAAUUCACAAUAGCUUACACAGUGAAAAACGGAUAAUAAGAUAAUUACAUUUCCUGCUAAAAGUCCAUGUUUGGGCUCUAAAAUUUGCUAGCCACCCCCACCUUGAGUCCAGCGUUGAAAAAAAGUCAAGUGGCUAAGCUAACGCGAAGCUAGGCAAACAUUACUUGGCUAACCGGACGCGUUGACAGUGUUUUGCUUGUCAAGUACUUCACAUUAACAUCAUUAAUGUGAACUACCGACACUGUCAAACUGAAUGUGUAAACUUGACACACCGAGCUGUGUCGUUACCUUGGCAGCCAACAGCAUUGAAGGUAAAGAAAAUGUUAGCUAGCUAGCUAAUAAGACGGGCGGCAUUAGCUUUAGCAUAACAUAGCUGCGCUUGGGAGUCAGCUGACAGCCUGCUGUAAGCUGCCAGCAGACCAGUGAUGGAUCAACUGAAAGUAAAGGAUCGCAUAUUGGAAAACAUAUCCCUGUCUGUGAAGAAGUUGCAGAGUUACUUUGCGGCCUGUGAAGAUGAGACCCCAGCUAUCCGGAAUCACGACCGGGUCCUUCAGCGUCUCUGUGAACACCUGGACCAUGCUCUGCUGUACGGCCUGCAGGACAUCUCCUCAGGCUACUGGGUCCUGGUCCUUCACUUCACCAGGAAAGAGGCUGUCCGUCAGAUAGAUGAGCUCCAGCACAUAGCAACCAACCUCGGCCGAAGCCGUGCAUGGUUAUACCUUGCAUUGAGUGAGAGCUCUUUGGAGAGUUAUCUACGCCUCUUCCAGGAGAACCACGCAUUACUGCAGAAGUAUUAUUUCAAGAAUGCAUUAGUCUGCAGCCAUGACCACCUCACACUCUUCCUCACGCUGGUGUCCGGCCUGGAGUUCAUCCGCUUUGACCUGGAGCUGGAUGUGCCCUAUCUGGACGUGGCCCCCUACAUGCCAGAAUACUACAAACCCCAUAACCUGCUGGACUUUGAGGAGCGGCUGCCCAGCUCCGACAGCCUGUCCCUGCACUCCUUCACCUCCCUCACCUCCACCAACCUGGAGUGGGACGACAGCGCCAUAGCCCCCUCCAGUGAAGAUUAUGAUUUCGGUGACAUCUUCCCCGUGCUGCAGUCAUUGCCAAGUGCAGACUGGGAAGAGGGCGACCUGACGGACCAGGCCAGCUGCCCGCGCUCCAGCAGCUCCGAUCCGCAGACGGUCAUCAGCGACACCGUGGUCCUUUCUUCCGGCGGUCUGAGGAUGAAGGUAAUAUCUCAUCUAGCUCCUCACAGCCCCACCUUCAGACACAACCCCUUCAACGAGGACUCGGACACCAACACCUCAGCCGACGUCACGCCAGUGCACGUGGCCAGCAGACACAACUCCUUCACAGCUGGAGAGGACACAGAGGGCACCGGCAACGAGCUGGAGGUCAUCAGGAUGGCCAGGCGGAGGAAACCAGCCAAGAAGCGUCGAGGGAGGGGCUCCACAGAUUCUCUCAGCAGCAUCCACAACUCUGUAUCCUCUGAGCACAUGGAACUGGACCACCACCAUCUGCCCUCAGAGGAUGUGGAGUCACUAAACGGGACCCUGAUUCAGCUGGAUGCUGAGGCGGAGAUGAGGAGAAGUAGGGUGGGAUCAGAGGUUGUGGAGGAAGGAGAGGAGGAAGGAACGGAAGGCCUCCUACGGCUCCCGGAGAUGACGGACACCUCCAUGGACACCGUGGGUCAGUCCCUGCGUGAUGUCAUGGACCGGAUAAACGGCACUCUGGAUAGGGAGGAUGUGUGGGAGCAUCGAGAGGAGACAGAGAAGGAGAAAAGCAGUAAAGACAGCGAGAGGGGCCCCGAACCUCCUUCCCUGCAGCCCUUUCGAGAGGCAUCAGAGGGCGAGCCCCCCGACCCGGCCCGAGGAGAGACGCCUCGCUCCCCUCUGCCCACAAACCACCACUUCCUGCUUGCCUCUCCUGCGCCCGCAGACUUAUGCUGCUUUACCGCUGACAGUCCAGGCUCUCCUCCCACGGGUGGUGGCCACCAUGACCCUGCAGAGCAUCGUCAGCCGCAGAAUCUUCCAGGUGGCCCUCAAGAUGAAGCAGAGGCAGAAACAGCAGAAGGACAGGAGCCAGAGUUAAAGACGGAAGAAGGUACAGAAGAAGAAGAAGAAGAAAACAACAAGAAUACAUUUAAUGAGGAGGCAGAGAGUUCUCAUCCUGCUGAGUUUAAGGUGGACAACAAUCACCUGCUUCUUCUCAUGAUUCACGUGUUCAGGGAGAAUGAGGAGCAGCUUUUCAAGAUGUUGAGAAUGAGCACAGGCCAUAUGGAGGGCGACCUGCAGCCCCUGUACCUGCUGCUGACGGACUGUUACAUCUACCUGCUUAGGAAGGGAGCAGCAGAGAAGCCUUACACAGUAGAAGACGCCGUUUCUUACAAUGAGAUGGACUAUCUUUCAGUGGGCCUUGACCAACAGACAGUGAUGGUGGUUUGCAACAACAGAAGAAGGAAGUUCCUGUUGGACACAGCUGAUGCUUCUCUGACUCUGUGUUUCUUAUCCAUUCUGAAGUCAGCCAUGGUGAAGGGAUGUCGUGAGCCUCCGUACCCCUCUGUGCUGACGGACGCUACCAUGGAGAAACUGGCCCUCACUAAGUUUGUCUCCCAGGAAUCUCACUGUGAGGCAUAUGAAGUGUCUAUCCAGCUGUAUUCCCUGGUCCACUGGGAGGAUCCCAUGGACAUGACUCUGUCCCCCCAGGCUGGCCCACCAUCUGCUGGACGGCCUGCCAGCACCAAAGAGGGGUCUCUGCAGUACCGCUCCGGAACCACCUACCUGGGCAAGGAGCUGUGGAAGAGCUGCUACCUCGUCCUCAGCAAAGGGAUUCUGUACCUGUAUGCAGAAAGAACUGAUGUCACGCCUGUGCUGUCCGUCACUAUGGGAGGAGAGCACUGUGGAGGCUGCCGGCGCUCCAACAGCACGGAGCGGCCCCACGCCUUCCAGGUCAUCCUGACGGAGCGCCCCCCGCUGGAGCUCAUCGCCAACAACGAGCAGGACAUGUCCGAGUGGAUGCUGCUGCUCUGCCAGUCCGUCUCCAAAGGGGUCAUCCCUCAGGGUGUGGCCCCCACUCCCUGUAUCCCAUGUUGCCUGGUGAUGACAGACAGGAAGCUGCUCACCUGCCAUCAGGACUGUCAGACCAGCUUCUUCCGCUCGCUGGGCAGCGCCGACAUCUGUGAUGUCACCGCUGUCAGCGUGGAGACCGACAAGGAGUACUGCGUCAUUGAGUUUGCCUCAGAUCGGACACAGUUCCUUCCUCCCUGGGUGUUGUACUUCAGCGGCUGUGAGGAGAGAGAUCGACUGAUGGAGGUGUUAAGCACCACAUGGAAGGCCAUUUUCCAGGUUGACCUCCCCCACAGAGAGGUGGUGGACCCCUCUGUGCAGAAGCGCUGCAGCGAGGCCCUCGCCCUGAUGCACAGCGCCUGGCAGAGGGCAGACAGUCUGGCCCGAGGCAGAGCGCAGCGUGAACCCUGGUGCUGACAGACAAACACUCACACACUCACCUGUGGGUCGCCACUGAGACGUACUGAUAAACGGUUUGCUAUAGUUGCAGAAAAGAUAGAUUAAACUCUGGCAAACAGCCGCUGUAACCUGAGCUCAAAGCUAAAAAGAUCAGACGUGGUUAUUGGUCGUUGCACUGCAGCGUGAGCUUGUGAUGCACCUCUGAGAUACCGAUCUCUAUCAGAGAACUGCCUGCAGGAGUAGCAAGCAUCCAGCAGAUCACAUCGCAGUGAUGCAACAGCCAGACAUUCUUAAUCUAAAUGAAAUGAACGAAGACUAAUGGAUGGAUACAACCGAUUUUAUUUGAUGCUCGUGACACAUAUUCCUUUAUAAGAUAAAAGAAACAUUUGACGAAGCUGAGUUUGAAGAAAGACAAGGGUCCAUUACCAGCAGGUUCACUCCACAGAGAAAUGUUUUCUCUUAAUAAAAAUGAAAAAUCUGGGAUUUAUGUAGAGAAAGCCAUAUGUUAAGGGGGCAGUUGACUCUUAUUUGCGACGUGGGAAAGUUCACACUCCAUGCCUUGCAGACAGACAGAAAAAACGCUUUAUUUUCGCACAUAAAUGUUUGUUUAGUGAGGGCCCGUGACCAUACAGCGUCUUUUUUUUAUUUAAAUGGAUUCCAAUGAGAACAGCGCAUGAUGUCGGAAGCGUAUGUUUUGUCCGAGUGCUCUUCUGUCAAAUGGAAACUAUCAUAAGUUUCAUAAGAGACCGUAAAGCCCAUUGGUUGGAGCAGAAACAAACAUUGUGAACAAAUAUAUAGUAGCACAAACGGAUGAUGAAAUCCAUGCUUGUCGGUCAACAGCUGCGACCCCUUUUUUGACAUAUCGUUGUCAUAGAAACAAUAAAAAAGCGCAGGGAGUGUUUUAUUGUUGAAACGCUGGGAACGUCCGCUGCCAGCGAUUUUCCGCAAGAAAAAGGCGCUAUGGGGACACGUGCCCUACAAGAUGUGCUACUAAAGUACAAAAUAGAGCAAAAAACAGUGCUGUGUAGCAUCAACGCAUACUCACUGAUGGUUUCUAAUACUCCGUUUUGGUUUGUCUGCGGGCACAUACCUCUACACUGAAUUAUUGCCACAUAAGCUCGAGAGGAGGAGGAUCUCAAUAUGAAGGAUAUCUUUAUAUUUAGCUGUUUCACUGUGCAUGACAUGCUCGUGUCGUCUAUCUGAACUCUUGCUAAACCAAUUUAAAGAUUUUUUUAAAAUCAGGAAAUGCAACAGACUUGCCUUUUUCUCCACUCUGUAGAGACGAGCGGAGGCUUCCAUGCAGACUUGCACAUUGUGUUCGCUGUUGUUUUUCACAACAGUACCAGUUGUGGUUAUGUGUUAGUAUCAUAACAUGCUUUAAUUUCCAUUGUAGAGAAAGUGGGAAGUGUUACUAAAUUAUUUAAUUCAUAGCGGACAUUUUAUUGUUCCUGAUAUUGACGUAUACCUCUCUUUUAGUGUAUCGAGUAAGAAGAAUGUCAGUCAGUGUGAAGAAUAUGUUACAGACUGAGAGCUAGGAGUUGCCUUUUGUUUAAAACGAGUGGCAUCAUACUGUACUGUGCAGUACGACCUGACUAGUGCUGAAAGUGCCUUUCUGCACUAGUCAUUAAGACACUAUUUGAGGUUUAUGAAAUCCUUAAAUAUCCUUUUAACCAAGAGCAGAGUAUCAUCUGUUCUUAGCAGAUAAGUACUCUGUAAAAUCAUCUAAUAUUAAAGCAUCACUUGGAGAAGUAAUAAGAAUUGAAAAAGCCUAAACCGGCCGUGAUUAGGGCUGGGUAAUAUAUCGUUAUUAGAUCGAUAUUGUGAUAUGACACAAGAUAUCAUCUUACAUUUCUGAGCGUAAUGGUGUCUUUUCUUGGUUUUCAAGGCUGGAUUUUGUUUGAGCCAUACUACUAUUUGCCUUAAUAUCCACAAAACUAAGCAUUAUUUAAAAAUGUACAAGCACAGUCAACACUAUAAUAUGUCCCAAUAUAUAUAUCAAGGUAUUUGAUCAGAGAUAUGGUGAUAUUUGAUUUUCUCCAUAUUGCCAGCCAUUUCUGUGACGCUGUUGCCACAGAAUGCUCAUGUCAGCAUCUAUUUAUUUUCCAGAAGGUGUAAUAAUGAUAAUUGUCCAAUAAGAGGGUUUGCCUAAAAUGAUAUUGGGUUAAGCAUCUGCCUUCUACACUACCACUGAUUUAGUGCCGCUGCUCUGUGUAACGGUGUGUUUCUGCUCUCAUUAUGAGUAUGAAAUCAGCAUUAGGUUUCUUUUGCAAUGACAAUGUCACCUUUUUGGACAACCCAUGUCUAAACUGUACAAAAUGGCCAAUUUUGUUAAAACUAAAUGAAGCACUAAUCAUCCUUAUUAUCUGUUGCCUUACACUGUACAAUUUGACAGACUGUGUUGGAACACUUAAACAAUCAUCUUUUGAUUUGAGUUCUGGUUUCUUUUGAAAGUCAAGUCAAAGUAUGUGCUGUAUGUAGGGCUGAGUAUCCAAUGUUUUUAAGUACAGACAUCAAGGUGUCUGUAUCGAAUUCUGGUCCUUAUGCUCAUUGUUAUUUAGUUACACAUUUCCUGAUUUUUGCCGUUGGAAUUCAGCAGGUUUGUGUCAAAAAAUGUGAUUCUAUUCAGCCAAAUAUCUCCAAAUAAUGACCAUUCUGCUAUUUUUUUUCCCAAAGUUUUGAACACGCCUAGAAAAACCUUCAAUUGAUGCCCAGCCUUAUGUCAUAAAUGUAUGUUUGUGCAAAAUGUCUUUCUCCACUACAUGUUCAUGUCCACAUUAUCAGUGCUUUAAGCCUCUCUAAGUGCUACCAUUCAACUUCGGCUCUUUUACAAAGAAAUCUAAUCUCAGGUGAAAAAGGUACGUCACAUCCGAAACCUUAGCACUCACUUUUUUUUCUAUUUUGUUUCGACGCGGCGUUGUGAAGUUGUUUUGCGCACCUAAACAGACAAGGCUGCAAAGGAAUAUUAAAUGAUGGAUAAGGUGGUAUGUAAAAGUCCUUAAUAAUUCAGUGAGAUCUAAAAAAGGAUGUAGCUCACCAAGUGGAUUAUUUAAGGUAUUUUUGACCAGGGAGAGUUGGACUUACUUGAAUUGUUUGUUGGAUUAUCAAUAAAAGAAAUAAAGUUGUGGCCUAUGAAGUGUAUAUAAAGAAAAAGGUUAAAGUUCGUCUUUUUGGAACAGAGGGUUUGAAUGUGGGACAUUGCUGGCCAAUGAUGGAUGACAUCUUCUAAGUGAAAAGCGCCUUUUCGAUUUUGUUCAUAAAUGUAUACUGCAUGUAAUAUUUGUACAUGUUUAGCGGUUUAUUGAAUUGUAAAUAGAGCACUAAUCGAAUAUAACAUACUGUACACUCGCACAUAAAAACGUGCAUGUCCAGAAGGUUUUGUAAUGUUAAUGAAUGUACAAAUAUACCUUUGUGAUUGGAAAGCGUAACUGAAUAAACUGAGAUGAAAACAUUGGC